ACUCCAAUAUUUUUGUCUUCCCAUUCCUGCCCAACCUGCGCACCCCUCUCUAAGUCCCAGAUUCGAAAUGACCCAUCCCAUGAGUAGGUGAUGAUCUGCUGUCCACCGGGUAGGUGUAGGAUGUGUUUGGUGCUGGCAUCUACUUUGAUCUUUCGAAAGACGAAUGCGGAAAAAAGCUGCGACAGAGUGAGCGUUUCGUUCACUGGAGAUUCAAGCCAAGAAGAGGCGGUUGCCCAAGUCGUAUACAGAUGUUCGCUCCACAGCUCCAGCAGUUUAAGCGCCCACGGCGUCACGGUCCCACUAUUCCGUAAACCCGCAUCCUUCUCCACUCGCUCAUUGCGAUUCUGCGAUUGUUGUAUUUAUCUUUCUCUCAAUAUUUUCGUCGAGAAUCUAACUGGACUCCUCUCCCCGACCUCGGUUCUCAAUGUCCUACAUGAUCUUUUCUUCUUCUUCGUCUCCCUACUAAAUCGCAAUCUGGCCAUAACGAUUACGAUUUUCGUGGAUGAGGCUAUUCAUCCUCGUCAGUACGUUGUCUGCACUCAUAUUUUUAAUACUCGAAAUUGCAUUGCCGGUGCACAAACGCUCUUUGCCAUUCAGCAAAAUCUCGAAUGUGGAAGGGAAAAGGCUGUCAACAACACCAUGAAGCGCGAUACGACGACCCACGUCUUGGGACCUACCUCGCGCAUGAUCAGCGAUUGGGAACAAUUCUCCACAAGCGGUUUCGGUGAAACGAGCACAACUGCCCCGUCACUGCAACACUCCUUGACACCGACAGGGACGGUGAGAUCUACUUAUGCCAUACACAAAUUGGUGAAGGUCAAGGGCAACACGAGCUCGCGAGCAUGCACAUAACGCGGGUCGACGAGGCUUUCAUUUGUGGCUGGUCUGAUGCAGACCCAGUUCCGAGCCCUGGUCUGCCAUAUUUAGGCUGGAUGCGCUGCCCGCGAACGAGGCUAUCGAUCGGCUCAUCGUCGAGUAGACGUAUACACGCCAGCAGUGCUACACGACGUCUCCCAGUGACUGCAUAUUACCCCGCCCCUAGU
Suillus subaureus is the source of this 1043-nucleotide messenger RNA. RefSeq lists its product as uncharacterized. The coding region runs from base 91 to 852 and encodes 253 amino acids. The record is from RefSeq and is a predicted model, not a curated record. The transcript has 2 exons. NCBI's taxonomy places the organism in Eukaryota, Fungi, Basidiomycota, Agaricomycetes, Boletales, Suillaceae.